Osmerus eperlanus (European smelt) is the source of this 2126-nucleotide messenger RNA. RefSeq lists its product as uncharacterized. Gene Ontology annotation, biological process: signal transduction. Bases 388 to 1623 code for a protein of 411 amino acids. The record is from RefSeq and is a predicted model, not a curated record. The transcript has 2 exons. NCBI's taxonomy places the organism in Eukaryota, Metazoa, Chordata, Actinopteri, Osmeriformes, Osmeridae.
GUCCCUGCCCGUUCAACCAAGACAAAACCCUCUCGGUAUACUGCGUGUACUCUAGGUCAAAUUACAAUAACAAGUGCUUACAACAAUAGAAGUUAACAUCAAAACACACUCAAUGACAACCACUAGAAUAAAUACAGCGGUAGGAAAAAGGCAGGACUAAUCGACAGAACACCAAAACAGGUGUGCGCAUGAUGAUGGAUCGGAACGACAGGAUAGUCGCGGACGGACAUCGAACGCGUCCAGAGUGAGGAGACAGACGGAACGACAAAACACAUCCAGGAAACACAAACACGGGCCAGUAUCUGUCAUGCAUUCUUGUUCUUUCUUGUUCUUUCCUUUCGUUUUCUGCAUAUUGACACUCGCUGCUGUUAUUCACCCAAUCAGAUAAUGGAACCUAACAUGUGGACGACUGAUGUUGGGGGUAGUGAUGAGGGGCAACAGAGCAUGACUCCUGUCCUCCCUGCACACAGCCCUCCCCCUGCCCCUCUCAGGGAGGGGGAGGUCUACCACGUCUUCAUCAGCUACAGCAGCAUCGAUGGGCGCUGGGCCCAGAGCCUGAUCAACAGCCUGGAGGCUGCGGGGCUGCAGGUCUGCUACCACAGCCGAGACUUCACCCCGGGCCGCGCGGUGCUGGAGAACAUGUCUGACUGCAUCCAGGCGAGCCAGAAGGUGCUCCUGGUCCUGAGCCAGGAGUUCGUGAGGAGCCGCUGGUGUCUCCAGGAGGCCAACAUGUCUCUGUUUCGAGAGUGCUUGGAGCGUAAGCCGGUGCUGCCUGUUCUGUUAGAGCCAGGGGUUGACGUUCCCCUGCACCUCCGCCACCUGACCUACCUCGAGGCCUGGGACCCAGACUUCCUGGGCAAGGUGCUGAACGCACUCUGCACCCCCAACCGGCAGCUCCGGGGGACAGGGGUGGUCCCCAUCCAGCCCCCCUCCAUCUGUAACGGGAAGGCCCUGCAGCCUCAGGUUGCUGUCAACGAGGAAGGCCUUCACAGCUGGGAGGCCGGUCUGUUCAGCGUCAUGGAUGUGCCCGACCAGCUGUGCUUGGUUGUCGAGGACCAGGAAAAGUACAGGGAGGCCAUCAGGAUCAUAAACAACGUUUCACAGACUAAAGUGUGGCUGCGGCCUUACUGGCUCAGGCUACUCAUGUACUUUUUAGGAGUUUUGCAAAUUGUUUUACUAUAUGUCCUAGUCAGUUUUACUUCCUCGUUUUGCCGAGAGAAGGUACCCAAAUAUCUUUUUUUGUUUUUUUUGGUUGUUCCUUUGGGUUUGACUGUUCAACUCUGUCUGUGGAAGAGCGAUGAUAACAAAUAUAUCAUAGGUGAGAUGCAGAGAGCUGUGGGGAAAGCUAAUACACUCCUUUCAGGAGUGAAGGUUCUAAUGGGCUGCCAGUCCAACACCAAACUCCACGUCGUUUACACAUCCAAGUCUUUGGAAGGUUGCAGGCGAGAGUUUUCCGACACGUUUCCGGGCCGGCCCCGUGCUGCAGAGAUGUUCCAGCGGGCUCUUCUGUACUUCUCCUCAGGAUACGCCUGCUGUCUGUCCAAGAGACCCUUCCCCCUCUCCCCUCCCACAGCCUCCUGGAGGGAGGGAUGUGCUUCUGUCAGUAUGUGUCCCAGCAGCUGAGCAGGGGUCAGUGGUCUUGAAACGGCCCUCACAGGAGGGUACACUGGUGGCUCACCAGGUUGAACGCAUGACCCGUUCUGUGCACGUGUGCACGUCCUCCCCUUUUCUUCUCUCUCUCUCUCUCUCUCUCUCUCUCUCUCUCUCUCUCAUUUCCUGAAACUCUAAAUCAUAAUCUGUGUUCAUGGUAGAAAUGGUGGAAUUUAUUGGAAUGUAAAUCAAAUUUGUUAAAGGGAAUGCUUUGGAUUUUUCCUAAAAUAAUCUGUCAUUUUUAAUUGAGGCGUUUCCCCAUUUGAGUUUAUUUCUCAUUGGUUGUUGAGAUACCACGUGACCCAAGAAGUAAAGCUUGACAGGAAGCAACAGAAAUGUUAGAAAUACUAGUUAUGUAGAGAAACUUGUUUGUGGUCUCAGUAAAAGCGGUUGAAGAGAAUCGUGUAAAUCUUCAGAAUCAUUCUGUCUUGAUGCAGAGAAGUCGUUUAUUUUUCUAAUAAAUAAGUCCACCAGUU